AACGAUUUUUCAGUAGAAAAUUAGCAAAGCUCUUGUAAGAACGGAACUUCAAGCGGUUGUAAAAUUUGAAAUCGAAAAGUGUGAAGUCCGAAAAAUUUACAUAUCAAAGCCAUUGAGACUUUUCUGAAAAAAAAAAAAAAUUAAUUAAAGGACUUUUAUUUAACAAAGAAACGGGAACAAAAUGUCCGCAAUGGAUAAUUCCAUUCCUUUCGAGGAACUUGAACGGCGUCGCCGUAAAGCGAGUUCUGCACGAAAGUCCUCACAACCAAAGGUACCACCACCAACGGAAUCGGAAGCAAUGGCCGUGAUUAAUGAAAUUUUUAAUCCAACACUUAAAUUACCAAAAUCUACCGGACAAUAUAAACUACCGGACGAAUUCAGUGCCAAUGAUGAUGUUGCUCUAUCGGAUUUGGAUAUUAAAAAACUGGCCGAAUUAAAGGAAGUUUUUGUGCUUUUCGAUAUUGAUGGAGAUGGCCUCUUGUCAAAAAAUGAUUUGCGUUGCACUUUCUUAGCGUUGGGUACAGAUAUGUCUGAUGAGCAAUUGGAUGAUAUGCUUAAGGAGGCUAAGCAACCACUGAAUUAUGAAGCUUUUGUCGAAAUGAUAUGUAAUCGUACCCUUGAAUUAGAUCCGGAAGAUGUGCUUUUGGAAGCCUGGAGUAAAUGGGAUGAUUACGGCACCGGCAAAAUUGACGAGAAAAAAAUCUAUACGGAGCUGACAAAUUAUGGAGAUGUGAUGAGCACUAGUGAGGCUGAUGAAGCAUUAAAACAUGCGCCACUCGCUAAACCAAAAUCUCUCGAAGAACCGCCCAUGAUAGACUACCCAGCAUUCUGUCAAAUACUGUCUGGUCUGCGAAAACCUAAACAACCCAACGAGGACGCAUAGAAGAGUUUGAAUUUAAUAUUCAUUUGAGUGAAUUAGUUUGUAAUCAAUUGUAACAUAAAUGCACAUUGUUAAUAAAAGUAUUGCAUGUAAUUUGAAUAUAAAAUCUCUGACACUUCAGUAAAUAAAUCAUAAGCAUUAUAUCUAAAUCAAAUAAA
Molecule: messenger RNA, 1038 nt
Organism: Teleopsis dalmanni
Lineage: Eukaryota; Metazoa; Arthropoda; Insecta; Diptera; Diopsidae
Product: myosin regulatory light chain LC-2, mantle muscle
Exons: 5
Coding region: 182-883 (233 amino acids)
Biological process (GO): post-embryonic development; locomotion
Cellular component (GO): cytoplasm; myosin II complex
Molecular function (GO): myosin heavy chain binding; calcium ion binding
Source: RefSeq, a predicted model, not a curated record